Closterium sp. Naga37s-1 is the source of this 1215-nucleotide messenger RNA. The record is from the annotation of a GenBank genome assembly. Lineage: Eukaryota; Viridiplantae; Streptophyta; Zygnematophyceae; Desmidiales; Closteriaceae.
AUGGCGUCACUGUCAAGACCAAUUCUCUCAUUUCAGCCGAGGCUUUCUCUUACCUCCUUUCAAGGCUUCGAGGAAGCUACGUUGCGGGUCAACCCUCCCAGCGUUGUAUUCGACAACGAAUCUGACCCAGUCUCAACCCUUGUUAAAGUGGACAGCGCAAACAAGCAAGGCUGCCUUCUUCAGGUCGUACGGCUUUUGACUGACCUUGAUCUUGUGAUCUCCAAAGCUUACAUCUCUUCUGAUGGCGGAUGGUUCGUUGAUGUCUUCCAUGUCGUGGACCAACUGGGGCAAAAGGUGACAGACGAGAGCCUUAUUCAGUUUAUCAAGAAGGCCCUGGGUGCUACCAAAGAGGAUUUCGCUCCUGAUGCAAGGACUUGCCUAGGAAAGCCUGUCGCGGACGCAAUAGAUUUUGAACACUCCGUCAUAGAACUCACAGGAUAUGACCGCCCUGGGCUUCUCUACGAGGUGUCAGAGGUGUUGACGAAGCUGGGAUGCAAUGUGGUGGGAGCAGAGGUCUGGACGCACAAUAACCGCGUGGCUAUCGUCGUUCACAUUACUCAAGCAGUCAACGGCGGACCUGUCACCCACCCUGCUGCGCUGGCCGAAAUGCACGACAGCUUAUGCUCGGUGAUGGAGUCAGACAGUAUCAGAAUUGAGGCUCGGCACAGCUUCUUUGUUGGGGAGGCCCAGACCGACCAGAGGCUGCAUCAGCUAAUGUUUGCUGACAGGGAUUACGAAGCCGCUGGGAUUCAUGUCUCUCCUGCUGGUGCAGCUGACGAGAAACUUCGCUUUGAAGAGGCUGCAUUACGUGUCAAUCCACCCAGGGUUGUUUUUGACAACCAUUCUGAUCCAGUCUCGACUCUUGUCAAAGUGGAUAGCGCAAAUAAGCAAGGCUGCCUUCUUCAAGUCGUGCAGCUUCUAACUGACCUUGAUCUCGUGAUCUCCAAAGCUUACAUUUCCUCAGAUGGCGGCUGGUUUGUGGAUGUGUUUCACGUUGUGGACCAAUUGGACAUGCAGUACAUUAUUCACCAUGCUACGAUCGAGUCUGAGAAUGACAUCGCACAUCAGGAGUACUACGUCAGAACCAUGGAUGGGUCCAUGCUGGACACUGAGGCUGAGAGGGAGCGAGUUGGCAAAUGUCUUGAAGCAGCUAUUCUGCGGCGCAGCCCAAGGGUGAGCUACAUUUCUGGCGCUCUAUUGAUGCUCUUAUAUUGA